AUGAAUUCAUCCUUAAAAAAUAAUGAAGAUGAAAACAAUUAUUUUGUCAUAUCCUUUUUUGAAUCUCUUUCAAAUUUUAUAAAAAAUGUAAAAAUUGAAAUAAAAGAUAUAUUUGAAUUGCUUAAUUAUCCUUGUGUUUAUCAAAAUUGUAAAAAAAAAUUUAGUGUUAGUGAAAAUGAAGAUUUUAAAAAUACUUUAGCAACAAAUGUUAUUAGUAAAGUAGAUAAAAAAAACAUUGAAAAUUUCAGGGCAUAUAAGAAAGAAUUACAUAAUAUGUUACAAAAUGUUAAAAUAUUUCAAGAAAAAUAUAAAAUGGAUAUACCUUUAAUGUUUAUUGUAGAAAAUUUAGUAACACUUCAUUUAAUUAAUGAAUAUAAAAUAAACAAUAUAGUUAAAAAAAUUCAAGAGCACAAUAUUGUAAUGCCAGAAUUAAAUAGUGAUUUGCCUGAUUAUUUAAUACACACUAUAGAGGUAGAUGAUAAUGAAAACUUUAAUGAAUUACUUCCUAAAAUAAGAGAAAAUAAUAGUUUAUCAAUUCAUAAUAAUGUGCUUAAACAACUUUUAGAAAGUUCAGAAAUUAAGAUAAAUUUUUCUAAAAUGGGUGAUAUUAAUGACGAAAAUUUUAAUCAUUCAAAUAGAUUAAAUUAUAUAUCAAAUUAUAAUGUUAAAUCUAAUGGUUUUAUACCAUUUAAAAAAGAAGAAAACAAUAAUUUGCCACAUAAAAUAGAAGAGAAAAGUAAUAUCAUAGAAAACAUAGGAUUAUCUGAAGAAACAUUAAAAUUGCUAAACUUAUUACCCAAAAAAAGAAAAACAGAUAUUGAUUAA
Plasmodium gallinaceum is the source of this 825-nucleotide messenger RNA. Its product is annotated as conserved Plasmodium protein, unknown function. The record is from RefSeq and is a predicted model, not a curated record. The transcript is spliced from 2 exons. The coding region runs from base 1 to 825 and encodes 274 amino acids. NCBI's taxonomy places the organism in Eukaryota, Apicomplexa, Aconoidasida, Haemosporida, Plasmodiidae.